UCCUCCACUUUAUUGCAACUCAUUUUAUCAAGGUUACCUCCUUACAUUACUACCCUCCAAAAUUCCUCAGUUUUUUUCAAGAAAAGCACAAAAAUCCAACAUGGAGUAUUACAGUGACAAUGGCUUUUUAGAAGAACUAUUAUCCCUAAGAAGUGACUCAUGGGAUACUACUACAACACCAGUUCCUAUGGAAAUGACAGAUUUUUACAACAAUGUCUACAACUUUGAAUCUUUAAACUCUGUUGAAGUUCCACUUCCUUGUGCUUCUACUACUAUAACUACUACUACUACUACCUCUAAUUCCUUUGAAGACUACUCAUAUGAUUUGCCGUUUGACCAAACUCUAAUAAAUUCUUCAUUUUAUAGCCCAUUUGGUGAUGAAUUGUCUCCUCUUGAGCUCACUGAUAAUACAUCCUCAUUCCCUAAUUCCCAUGAAGAUUUUUCCUCAAUCUUGGAAGAUGAAGUUGGGAACUGUAGUUUUCAGAAUUUGGAAAUGGGGAAUAAUGUUCCUUGUAAAUUGGAGCAAAUUCAAGUAUCUGAAGCAGCAGCAGCUCCCUGUUUUAACAUUGGUUUGUGUCCAGAGAAAAAAACAAAAUCAAAGAAAUUAGAUGGGCAGCCUUCUAAGAAUUUGAUGGCUGAGAGAAGGAGAAGGAAAAGACUCAAUGACAGACUCUCUAUGCUUAGAUCAGUAGUUCCCAAGAUUAGUAAGAUGGACAGAACCUCAAUUCUUGGAGAUACUAUUGACUACAUGAAGGAACUACUAGAGAGAAUCAAUAAUUUGCAAGAAGAAAUGGAACUUGGACCAAAUCAGCUAAGCUUGUUGAGCAUUUUCAAAGAUGUAAAACCCAAUGAAAUGCUGGUCAGAAAUUCACCUAAGUUUGAUGUGGAAAGAAGAGGUGUUGAUACAAAAGUAGAGAUUUGUUGUGCAGGGAAGCCUGGUCUUUUAUUAUCAACAGUGACCACAUUAGAGGCCUUAGGCCUAGAUAUUCAACAGUGUGUAAUCAGCUCCUUUAGUGAUUUUACAAUGCAAGCUUCUUGUUCUGAGGAAAUGGAGCAGAGAGGAGUUGUGAAUUCAGAAGACAUAAAGCAAGCAUUAUUCAGAAAUGCUGGAUAUGGAGGAAGGUGUCUUUAGGCCAUGUGGACUAAAUCUAGAGGAAAGAAGGAAAAGAAAAGUUUGGAUGUUAUUUUUGUUACUUGGUAGAUUCUUUGUAUCUGUGCAUUUUGUCAAGUUAGGAGCUUUUUUUUCCUCAAGUGAGAGGUUGUAGUGGAUUUUUGUGAUUUUUGUCAUCCAAAAUAAGUGGCUUCUAUUAAUUCAAACUAAUUGGGUUUUCCUUUUA
Messenger RNA from Nicotiana tabacum (common tobacco), 1337 nucleotides. RefSeq names its product transcription factor bHLH93-like. The record is from RefSeq and is a predicted model, not a curated record. NCBI's taxonomy places the organism in Eukaryota, Viridiplantae, Streptophyta, Magnoliopsida, Solanales, Solanaceae. Gene Ontology annotation, biological process: regulation of DNA-templated transcription. Gene Ontology annotation, cellular component: nucleus. Gene Ontology annotation, molecular function: DNA-binding transcription factor activity; protein dimerization activity; sequence-specific DNA binding.